AUGCCAGCAGCCAGAAGAAGAAGUGAAUUAGAACAAGACUUGAAGUCUGUCCUGGAUGAAUUGGAUGUCUUUCAAUCCAAGGUGGAAACCUCAGACAACAGCGAUCAGGCGAAUGCCAAACUGGAAGAGGACCUGCAGAAAAUACUUCUGAAUUUGGACGACUUUCAGAUGAAGAUUGAAGAAGCGGAUGAAGAUGAUAUCGGUGCUUUGAAGGAUCUCCUGGGCGAACUGCAAGACAAACUGAUGCUGGGAGAGGAAAUGGAAGACAUCCAUCAGCCACCAUCCGCACCAACAUCCAACAGCACUUCAAACAAUAAGCACAAGCACAAGAAGAAUCGUGCACGAAAGGGAGCAACACCUGAAGCACAUUUGGAACUCUACAUGCAAAGAAGAGCCAGAAAAGGAACACACGAUCUCCCACAAGCCAUUUUGUUACAGAAAGUAAUCGAACGAAAGCAACAAAACCAACCCAAGAGUUGGUUUCAUGAUUUUCUUUCGGGGAAACAAGAACCCAUUGAAUCCCGCCGCGCGGGCCUCUUUCCUUGUCAAAAGGUUUCCUUAUGUCAAGAAGAACCCGCCUCCUCCAAGAGUACCCUCAAGGCAUCCAAUUCCAAACUGAAGGAAACCAUCGUGCGUCUGGAAGCCACCAUUGCGCAAAUGGAUCUGUCUUACCGAUCUGAUAUCAAUGCGCAUCAAGAAGUCAUCCAAAAGCUUCAAAGUGAAAACAUGAAGCUGCACGAAAAAGUUUACUCUCUAAAGCAAAAACAACAAGAACUGGUAAGAAGAGAUUCUGACGCUUCUGCCUAUGAAGAUAUUGUCAAUCAAUUGCAAAAGGAAAAUGUCCAAUUGCAUUACAAGGUAGAACUGCUAAUGUCUCAACAAGAGGAGGAUGGAGAUAUUCCUCCUGGAUAUUUAUCGUCUUCCCUCGAAGACUCGUAUUCGGAAAGUCUAUUUUUGCAAGAAAUGACCAGUCAUCAGCCGAUUUCCUCUUCUUUGUUGAAACAACGUGAGGCAUCCAAAGUGGCAAGUAGUACUAGUGGUGGGGGUUUGCCUUUUAGUAUAGUAAGAAUGCACUAG
Cylindrotheca closterium is the source of this 1077-nucleotide messenger RNA. The record is from the annotation of a GenBank genome assembly. NCBI's taxonomy places the organism in Eukaryota, Bacillariophyta, Bacillariophyceae, Bacillariales, Bacillariaceae.